Phoenix dactylifera (date palm) is the source of this 1048-nucleotide messenger RNA. RefSeq names its product protein NETWORKED 3A-like. NCBI's taxonomy places the organism in Eukaryota, Viridiplantae, Streptophyta, Magnoliopsida, Arecales, Arecaceae. The record is from RefSeq and is a predicted model, not a curated record. Gene Ontology annotation, molecular function: actin binding.
AGACUUAAUGAAGGCAAGCAAUAGAUAUGUAAAAGGGUGCGAAGGAAAGCAUGGGUUUUCAAAUCAAGGGAUCUUACAACUCUUCACCUCUGCUUCAGUCCUCCUCUUCCUCUUCUUCUUCGAACUCUUGAGCAACCAGAAGAAAGUAGCCUCCUCUUAAACUUCGUAGGUGAAUAGGCAAAAAGAAUGAGAAUGGUGGAGAAGCAGUCCCACUCUUGGUGGUUUGACAGCCACAACAGCCCAUGGAGUUCGACAUGGCUGGAAUCUACUCUUCAAGAGCUAGAAGAGAAGACCAAGGCAAUGCUGGCACUGAUCGAAGAAGAUGCUGACUCCUUUUCUCAGUGUGCAGAGUUGUACUAUAAGAGGAGACCACAACUUGUGGAUAUGUUAGAACAAUGGCACCGGGCUCAACGCUUAUUAGCUGAGCGGCAUGACCAGCUCAGGUUAGAAGUUGGAAGGCAUCAGAACCUCACACCAUUCCGCUCCCUUAUAUCAAGAAGCAGAAGCUGGUCUCCUAAGCUAAAUAGCCCAAUGGAUAUGUUGUGCGAAUCUUCCUCGGAUUCUUUUGAUUCUUAUCAGUCUGAAGUUGAUGAUCCUGAGGGAGAAGUCCAAGUCGAGAGCAAGAUGACAGAAGUGGCUGAUGAGGAUAGCAGCAGUGAUGAGGGGAAGCUGCUGAUGCAUGAAGAAAUCGAAAGACUGACAGAGGAGAAUAAAAUGCUGAAAGCUGAAAUAAAAGUAAAAGAUGAAGAGAAAAGGGAAGUUAUUAGACAGUUGUCUCUGCCAAUUGGCAUUUUAAGUGAUGAUAAUGCUAGUCUGAGGAAGUGCAUUAAAGAGAUAGUAAGGGGAGUUUUUUCGAAUUAAAAGAGUUGAAAGAAAUAUUUUCCUGGAAGUAGUUUGGUGUGCGUUAAACUUUUUCUCUGCAGUGAAUGUGAAAGCAUAGGAAAAAAAAAGAUGACGACAAAAUAUACAUCUGUUAUGAAUCAGCUUAUAUGUGGCUUUUCUCAUGCACUUUGCGAGGUUUGAUCCCAAUAAAGACAAGUUUAAAAGA